Messenger RNA from Entrophospora candida, 1923 nucleotides. The record is from the annotation of a GenBank genome assembly. NCBI's taxonomy places the organism in Eukaryota, Fungi, Glomeromycota, Glomeromycetes, Entrophosporales, Entrophosporaceae.
UUACGAAAAACAGGAGACUCGAGUAAUCCAUCUACUACUACUACUAAUAGUAACAAUAAUGGGAAAUCCGCUAGUAGUUCAAGGUCUUCAGGAAAGAUCUCUACGAACUCAACUGACGGUACUCAUACCCAUGCAAUCGUUGUUGUAAAUGCAACAGAACAGCAAAAAGCUCAAAAUAGCUUGGAAAAUUCUGUUCCCAUUUUACCUGCAAAUAAUCACAAGUCUCAUACAAAAGAGGAACCACCAAAGAGAGAUCCAUUAAAUCGUUUAAAAAAUACACCUAAAGAUGUUAUUCCUAUAAGUAAAGCACCACGUCGUCAAAGAUCAUCAAGGUUUCAUGUAACUGAAAAGGUCGAAUUAGAAAAGCUACCAAAUUUUAAUGAGGUUUCACCUGACAAAAGACAAGAAUUAUUUCUUAGAAAACUUAAUCAAUGUUCAGUAAUUUUUGAUUUUAAUGAUGCAAGUGCAGAUUUAAAGGGCAAAGAAAUUAAAAGAUCAACGUUGGCUGAACUUCUAGAAUACAUCACAACAAACCGAGGUGUAAUUACUGAACCAAUAUAUCCUGAAGUUGUUUCCAUGUUUGCAGUAAAUCUUUUUAGAACUAUACCUCCACAAGUAAAUCCUAUAGGUGACGCUUUUGACCCUGAAGAAGAUGAACCUGUACUUGAACUUGCAUGGCCACAUCUUCAAAUAGUUUAUGAAUUUUUUCUUAGAUUUAUCGAGUCACCUGAUUUCAACACAAAUAUUGCAAAGAAAUAUAUAGAUCCCCAAUUUAUAUUACAAUUAUUAGAAUUAUUUGACAGUGAAGAUCCAAGAGAGCGAGAUUUUUUGAAAACCACAUUGCAUCGUAUUUAUGGAAAAUUUUUAAAUUUGCGAGCAUUUAUCCGAAGAUCAAUCAAUAAUGUGUUCUUCCAGUUUAUAUAUGAAACAGAGCGUCACAAUGGUAUUGCAGAGUUGCUGGAAAUACUUGGAAGUAUCAUAAAUGGAUUUGCGUUGCCAUUAAAAGAAGAACACAAAACUUUUCUCACAAAGGGUUUAAUCCCUUUACACAAAGUAAAAUCUUUAAUAUUGUAUCAUCCACAACUUGCAUACUGUGUGGUACAAUUUUUAGAGAAAGAUCCUACAUUAACAGAAGAAGUAAUUUGUGGUUUGUUGAGAUAUUGGCCAAAGGUAAAUAGUCCAAAAGAAGUAAUGUUUUUGAAUGAAAUUGAAGAAAUAUUGGAUGUAAUAGAACCACAAGAAUUUAUAAAAAUUCAAGUACCAUUAUUUCAACAAAUUGCAAGAUGCGUCUCUAGUCCUCAUUUUCAGGUAGCAGAAAGAGCAUUAUAUUACUGGAAUAAUGAAUAUAUUGUAAAUUUGAUAGGUGAUAAUGUAAACAUUAUUUUACCUGUAAUGUUUCCAUCAUUAUAUCAAAACUCAAAAGCUCAUUGGAAUAGGACUAUACAUGGAUUGGUAUAUAAUGCACUCAAACUAUUUAUGGAAAUUAAUCCAGCUUUGUUUGAUGAAUGUACAGCACAUUAUAAACAAAGUCGUCAAUUUGAAAAGAAAAAGAUGAAAGAAAGGGAUGAAGUAUGGCAUAGGCUUGAAAGAGUAGCUGCACACAAUUCUCAAGGAUUACCAGUACCAUAUAAUAUUGGUGGUCCUUUGACAAAUUCAAAGAAUGAUUUAUCUGACUAUGCAGAUGAAAUUCAGUCUAAUGGUGAAGAUGAAUUAGUUGAGGAUGAACAAGAAGAAAAUAUCAAUGAGGAGGAUGAACAUGGGGAACUGCAAUUUUUUGAUGAUCGAACGGAUGGCUAUAAUAUUUUCCGUCGUAAAUCCAUCAUUCCAGUAGAUGAAUCUGUGUUGUCAGAACUAUCCAGGCAUAAAAGUUUGGAUGAAGUUCUUAAUGGGCCUCCAGAUGGAAACAACUCAACAAACCUUUAA